Messenger RNA from Austrofundulus limnaeus, 2477 nucleotides. It is a transcript of the gene prss35, whose product is annotated as serine protease 35. Gene Ontology annotation, biological process: proteolysis. The record is from RefSeq and is a predicted model, not a curated record. NCBI's taxonomy places the organism in Eukaryota, Metazoa, Chordata, Actinopteri, Cyprinodontiformes, Rivulidae. Bases 224 to 1498 code for a protein of 424 amino acids. Gene Ontology annotation, molecular function: serine-type endopeptidase activity. The transcript has 2 exons.
CCUGGGCUGAGCGCCCCGGCWGAGGCUCCUUCCUCUCAGACUCUCUGAAGGAGCGAUGAGGAGAAAGCAGCUGUCACCCUGCUGACACCAGCACAUCUAGGAUAUUCUGACAUCUUUUUUUCUCACCACUGGAAUCAUAUUUGUGUCCAAACCCAAGGAGAGCAAAGAAAACACUGGAGGAAACCAUCAAUCGGAUGCGAGCAGAGCCAGGCCCCACUUAACAAUGGGCCUCUUACCACUUUGCAUCCUGCUUCAGGUCAUGGUGCUGACUGUGGGGGUGGCUGCAGCUGCAGAGGAGAACAAAGUCGAUGAUCAGUACAUCUGGCCACAGUGGACGGUGCCACUUGUAAGGCAAAAACGUACCGUGCCCCUCAGCAUCCCAAACUUCUCAGCUCACCCUCAACCGGAGCUAAGUGGGACCUGUGGGAUCGAGUGUCAGCGUCGCCUUCCUUUACCUUCCCUAGAUGACUUAGAGCAGUUUCUGUCCUAUGAGACAGUCUACGAGAAUGGCACACGUACGUAUACCUCAGUUUCUGUGCACGGCCUCAAUGAGGUGACUGUCUGGCCCCAAAAUGUCUCGUCUCGCUCCCGCCACAAACGAGAGGUCUACGGUWCCGACACUCGUUUUACUAUUGCUGACAAACAGUUCUCCACCAAAUAUCCCUUCUCUACCUCGGUGAAGAUCUCCACAGGAUGUUCCGGUGUUCUUGUUUCACCUAAACAUGUGCUGACAGCUGCACAUUGCAUCCACGAUGGCAAGAAUUACCUGGACGGAGUUCAGAAGCUACGUGUUGGCAUUUUGAAGGAGAAGAGCCGACGAGCAAAGGGAGGCAAAGGUAGGGGAGGAAAAGAAAAGGGCAGAAGAAAAAAGGAUGACAGAGCUACAGAGGAAGCAUGGGAACCAGAGGAAAACAGCGGGAAAAAGAACCGUAAAGGAAAGGGGAAAAAUGGGAAGAGCCGGAGCCGUCGAAGUGUGGAAUCAGGGAAACCUUCCUUUAAGUGGACCAGAGUCAAACAGACCCAGGUUCCAAAGGGCUGGUUCAAGGGUGUGGCUGAUGGACUUGCUGCAGAUUAUGACUACGCUGUUCUUGAGUUGAAGAAAGCUCCRAAAGUAAAGUACAUGGACCUGGGUGUUAUCCCUUCGGUGAAGAAGCUCCCUGCUGGAAGGAUUCAUUUCUCUGGCUUUGACGAUGACCGGCCCGGUAACUUGGUGUACCGGUUCUGCUCCGUGUCCGAGGAAUCCAAUGACUUGUUGUAUCAGUACUGUGACGCCAAGCCCGGCUCUAGCGGCUCUGGGGUUUACAUCCGUCUCAAAGAGCCAGGCAAGAAGAAGUGGACGAGGAAGAUUAUUGGGGUUUUCACUGGUCACCAGUGGGUGGAUGUUAAUGGGAACGGAAUGCAGCAGGAUUACAAUGUGGCCGUCAGGAUAACGCCCCUCAAAUACGCUCAGAUCUGCUACUGGGUCCACGGGGACUCGAGUGAGUGUCAGGUUGCCUGAGACAAUACAGAAACACCACCUUUUCCUGCUACUACUCCCGUCUCCCUGACCCAGUCUCWUUAAACGGACCCAUAGUUUUCUUUCACCGAGCAUCAGCUCAACAUCUGCACCUCCUUUCCUGGCUCUUUAUAACUCUGCAUCUUUUUUUGACUCAACUACACCGACUCCCAUUUGACUGAGAAAACUUAGUUAAAAUUACAACAAAAGGAACUCUGUGGCUUGUCUUUUUUAUUUAUACGUUUUUUUUUAAUCGUCAGAGUAUAGAAAUAUGUAUUAGGUUAUAUUUUGUUUUAACAUUUUUUAAAUGACUUAAUGGAGAUUGAAAAUGCUUUAUAAUACUAAGCUUUAUACGUUUAUUUAUCUAUUGGCAUUGAAUUUGUUGAAAGAAACGUGUAUUUUAAAGUGUUUUUCACCAAACAGAAGCACGCGUUGAAAAAACAAAAAGACCCAGAAACAGGCUGAUGUAUCUUCAGUUUUUUUUAAUGAACUUUAUCAAAAAUGAAGAAAAUUCAUUUUAAACUUAGACAAUUUGUUGACGGCUCAAUUUGUAUAUAUAUCUAGAAAAUUGCAUACUUUUUUUUACAACUACAUUGUUCUGUUAAAAUAGAGAAAAGCUGCAUAGAAAAUGUUAUUUUAUUUUUGUUUCAUCUUUUGUCUGUUUGCAACACAGUGAUUCAUUGUGCACAUAACAACGUGGUGCUAAUUUAUGAGACUGUAAAGUUUGUUAUUCCUUUUCUUUUUCAAACGACUGUAGAAAAUAGUUUUCUGGUACUGUACUUGUAUUUAAUGUGAGGCUACAUUCAACAGAUUACUUGAGCUCUUUAUAUUUCUCUAUUUUUAAAGAGUAAAUUAGAUUUUGAAUACUGCUUAUAAAAAGUUUAAAAUUAGGAUGUAAUGGGUUUCACUUAUCUUGUUUAUUUUAUUAAAGAAAAAACAAACAUCUCAAGAGUAUUAAUUACUAUUAAACCAAGUGACUUUA